This is a messenger RNA of Aegilops tauschii subsp. strangulata, 1869 nucleotides long. Its product is annotated as protein GRAVITROPIC IN THE LIGHT 1. The record is from RefSeq and is a predicted model, not a curated record. Lineage: Eukaryota; Viridiplantae; Streptophyta; Magnoliopsida; Poales; Poaceae. Gene Ontology annotation, biological process: negative gravitropism; response to red or far red light.
CCGGACUCACGCGAGCACCGGCCCCCCUUCCCACAACACACCUCCUCAAUUCCCACUCCCUACCACCCGACCCCCUCCUACCUGGCCCGCUGUUAGCCGUCCCGGAUCUCCGCAUCCAGAUCGCCGAGACGCCACCCUCUGGAGCAGCUGGCGUCCUCACCGCCGGACCCAACCUCCGUCGCCUACUCCCCGCACAGCUCACUCUUCACCGCCGGGACCCCCUCCGCCGCGUGCUACCUCGCCAACUCCUCACUCUCGGGAUCAGGUGGAUGUCCACCUGUACUUUGAUUGAAGACAACUAACUUUGUUGUUCCUGAGGGCAAGAAGUAAUGAUCCGACCAGGCUCCAAGGAGUCACAAAUUUAUGAUAACAAUAGUCAGAAAGUUUAUCCUCAGCCAAUUGAUGAAAAUAUGAAUCAGAACAUGGACACGAUGGACAGUAUGAUUGGAAGGAUAUUCAACAACAUAUCCUCUUUAAAAGCUGCAUACAUUCAGCUGCAGGAAGCUCACACCCCUUACGACCCGGACAAGAUCCAAACUGCUGAUAAGCUUGUCAUAGAUGAGCUCACGAGGCUUUCAGAACUCAAGCAUACUUACAGAGAGAAAAAUCCUAAGCCAGUAGCAGCAUCACCUCAAGAUUCACACUUGCUUUCUGAAAUACAGGAGCAGCAGAACUUGCUAAAGACAUAUGAGGUCAUGGUGAAGAAGUUCCAGUCACAGAUCCAGAAUAGAGAUACCGAGAUUACCCUUUUACAGCAGCAAAUUGAUGAGGCGAAACAUCGGAAAUCAAAGCUGGAGAAGAAAUUGAAACAGAGGGGCUUACUUAACAAAGAAUCUGAGGAAUCUGAUGAAGAAGAGAACUACUUCUCUAUUGAGCUGACACCAAGUUUAUUUACAUCUGCUGCAGAUAAUGCAUACCAAUCAAUACACGAUUUCUCAAAGCCCUUGAUCAACAUGAUGAAAGCUGCUGGGUGGGAUCUCGAUGCGGCUGCUAACGCAAUUGAACCUGAUGUAGUUUACACAAGGAGAGCUCAUAAGAAGUAUGCAUUUGAGUCCUAUAUCUGCCAAAGAAUGUUCAGUGGUUUCCAUGAAGAGAGCUUUUCCAUCAAGGCUGCUACUGCCAGUGUGUCCAAUGAGGCUUUCUUCCACCAGUUCCUUGCAGUGCGAGCCAUGGAUCCUCUUGAUGUAUUGAGCCAGAACCCAGAUUCGGUUUUCGGAAAGUUCUGCAGAAGCAAAUACCUGUUACUUGUGCAUCCAAAAAUGGAAGGCUCUUUCUUCGGUAACAUGGAUCAGAGAAACUACGUCAUGAGCGGUGGCCAUCCAAGGACAGCUUUCUAUCAGGCAUUUCUCAAGUUGGCGAAGUCCAUAUGGUUAUUGCACAGGCUGGCGUACUCUUUCGAUCCAAAGGUCAGGGUCUUCCAAGUGAAAAAGGGAAGCGAGUUCUCGGAGAUUCACAUGGAAAGCGUAGUCAAGAACAUGGUCUUGGAUGAAAGUGCCGAGAGGCCUAAAGUAGGUUUAAUGGUGAUGCCUGGUUUCUUGAUUGGGACUAGCGUCAUACAGGCCCGAGUGUACCUAUCAGAUGUCAAAUAUGCUGACUGAAAAUGCUGCAGUUGCUUGGGAAGAUUCAGGGCGUAUUAGUUCCUGCGGGCUCAUUUAGUUGCAUCUGAAAUGGCGGGGGACUUUGUGUGUCUGUGUCGUGUGUGAUGCUACCUGAAAGGAUGUUAUUCAGAUGAAAUGUGGUAGUCUAGCAACACGUUUGUGAAAGACUUUCGUAUGCUUGUCUUUUUAAGACUAGAAUGUUUGUUCUCUCUGUUGCGUGAUGUAAUCCUGUCCAGUGUUUGGUAUAUAUAUAUUGUUGGUUUGAUUUGGA